This is a messenger RNA of Pantherophis guttatus, 1498 nucleotides long. RefSeq names its product fetuin-B-like. Gene Ontology annotation, biological process: negative regulation of endopeptidase activity; binding of sperm to zona pellucida. Gene Ontology annotation, molecular function: metalloendopeptidase inhibitor activity; cysteine-type endopeptidase inhibitor activity. The record is from RefSeq and is a predicted model, not a curated record. Gene Ontology annotation, cellular component: extracellular region. Lineage: Eukaryota; Metazoa; Chordata; Lepidosauria; Squamata; Colubridae.
UUGCUGUCUUCUCUGAUUCCGCAAAAGCUUCCAAAAUGUCUCUUUUAAUUUCCUUCUUGAUUGGGAUACAGAUGCUCCACUUGGUAGCUGCCUCGUCCCCUUUUCCCUUUCUUUACCCGUCAUGCAAUUCUUUGGUGGUAAAGGCCGCUGCAGAAGUGGCCCUUGACAAACUCAACGCCGAUCGGUCAGAAGGCUACAUUCUUGCCCUCCAGCGCAUUUAUGAUGCCCGUGAAAUACCCCAGCGGAAUGGCGGUUCUCUUUUCUACCUCACCCUGGAUGUAUUAGAAACGGAAUGCUAUGUCCUGACUGGGAAACAGUGGAAAGAAUGCAAGAUUAGAAAUAUGCACGAGACAAUCUAUGGCCAAUGUAAAGUAAUAAUUCACUUCAACAGGAAUUCUGAUCGUUCACACUUGUACAGUUAUCACUGUGACUUACGCCCACUUUGUAGUUUGGUUAUUCUGGGUCUUUGUCCCGACUGCCCAACGCCUGGAAAUCUUACUGACGCCAAGUAUCAGCAGACAGCACUGGAGACGCUGGCCAAAUUCAAUGCUGAAAAUGAGCAUAAUCAUUAUUUUGUCCUUGUUAAUGUCACCAAAGCCAGUUCACAGUGGGUCAUUGGUUCUUCCUACUUUGUGGAAUACACCAUCUGGGAGACUUCCUGUCGCAAAAGUCCACCUGUGUCUGACAUCACUCGGUGCCCUCUCCUCCCAGUUGAAACUGCAGAAAGAGGUCUAUGCAAAGGCUCUGUGAUGAUCAGCGAGGUAGACAAAAAUAAAUUUGUCACUGUAAAAUGUGAGUUCUUCCCACAUCUGCCACCAGUAACAGGUGAACAGACUCCACAAUCCGAGUCUAGACCUGGACAGGAGGAGCAUCAGGAUGAUGGUGAAAGACACAGAGAUGAGAAUCAACACCAUCAUCACCACUCUCAUCUCCACCACCACAAACAUCAUGGACAGGAUCAGGAAGACCAGAAGCCACACCAGCCUCACCCCACAGCUGGCAUCCAGGAGACACCAUCAAAGCAAAAGAAACCAGUGGGCGAGGUGAUCAUCCAUCCUUCUUCGAGCAAAAAUCCAUUUCUGGAAAUGCAGGAACCCAAUUUAACCUCUGGCCCCACACUUGCUUCUCCAGAACAAGAAGGUGGGCCUCAUUCAGCCAAGCCAGCCCAGCCAACUAUUCCUCCCUUCCCCAGAGGGUUUUCCAAAUCAGCCCAAUGUCCAGGAGACACUGCAGUAGAAAUCCCUGGCCUUCAACUGCCUUCACGGCCACAGGCUGAAACCUCCUAAACGAAGAGUGAUGUACGACACUGAUAGCUUUAAUUCAGAGGAAACAGAGCAAAAACCCUCUGGAUGAGCAGGAAACCAAAGGAAGGGAAAACAUUCUAGAGCUCUUUCAUUAUCAAAAAGUAUCUGGAAAAUGUGGAUGUAGACAGAACUGAUAUAUGUGAGCAUAUUAGAGCAUCCUUCUGAUAUGGAAGUAAAUAAAUCUUGGUAAUUAA